Coffea eugenioides is the source of this 972-nucleotide messenger RNA. RefSeq names its product NAC domain-containing protein 92. The transcript has 3 exons. Gene Ontology annotation, biological process: regulation of DNA-templated transcription. NCBI's taxonomy places the organism in Eukaryota, Viridiplantae, Streptophyta, Magnoliopsida, Gentianales, Rubiaceae. Gene Ontology annotation, molecular function: DNA binding. The record is from RefSeq and is a predicted model, not a curated record. Bases 1 to 972 code for a protein of 323 amino acids.
AUGGAAGGAGAAUUGAAGGAGGAGACACUGCCACCAGGGUUCCGAUUUCAUCCUACAGAUGAGGAGCUCAUAACAUACUACCUCAUAAACAAGAUCUCAGAUUCUGCUUUUACAGGAAGAGCUAUUGCUGAUGUUGAUCUCAACAAAUGUGAACCAUGGGAUCUUCCAGGAAAGGCAAAAAUGGGAGAAAAAGAAUGGUACUUCUUCAGCCUCCGAGAUCGGAAAUAUCCUACUGGAGUGAGAACCAACCGAGCCACAAACACGGGAUACUGGAAGACCACAGGAAAAGACAAGGAGAUCUACAACAGUGUCACCUCAGAAUUAGUUGGGAUGAAGAAGACAUUGGUUUUCUACAGAGGCAGAGCUCCCAGAGGGGAAAAAACCAAUUGGGUCAUGCAUGAAUAUCGUAUUCAUGCAAAAUCCUCAUAUCGGACAGCCAAGGACGAAUGGGUGGUCUGCCGUGUCUUCCAGAAGAGUGCAGGAGGGAAAAAGUACCCAUCAAACCAUUCGAGGGCAGUCAAUCCUUACAAUCUUGAAAUUGGCCCUGGUGCUCUUUCAUCACAAAUGAUGCAAGCUGAUGCUUUUCAAAUCCCUAUGGGAAGGAACUAUAUGAGCCAUGCAGAAGUGCAGGAACUUUCCAGGGUUUUUAGAGGUGGAUCAAGUAGCAUGAACUUGCAAAUUCCGGCUCAAAUGAAUUAUGCAGCAGUAGCUGGUGGAGGAGGUUGCUUUACAAUAUCAGGGCUGAACUUAAAUCUUGGUGGAGCAGCCUCGACGCAGCCAAUAUUGCGAGCAGCACCACCAGUUCCUUCAGCUAUGAAUCAACAAGAUGUUACUUCUUCCAUGAUGACUAAUGGUGUCAUGGCAAAUGACAGUGGCUACGGGGCGGCAGAGAUCAAUGCAAAUGCAAUGAGCAACAGGUUUGUGACCAUGGAACAUUGCCCUGAUUUGGAUAAUUACUGGCCUACAUAUUGA